AUCCAGCUUUUCUUUUCAGUUUUGUCUCUGCGUGACGGCUGAUGCCCAGUGUGUGCCAAGGGGGCCCUUCAGACCCAAUAAUGCACCCUUGUGUCUUGUAGCAUGCGUGGAAUUUGCACAGGCUGUGCUGGGGCAGGCGGGUGUCUUUGUUGUUGGAAACAAGGAGCAAGUUCUUUUCUCGGUGUCUUUGCUUCCCAAUGCCUCUCCAAAAGCUCUCAGCAUUCAUUGAUGCCAUCUGCAGGUUUGUCAUCUGCAAUGACUCCUCCCUCCAUGGGCAAACAGUCAUCUUCAACCCUGACUUCUUUGUGGAGAAGUUGCGGCAUGAGAAGCCUGAAGUCUUCACAGAGCUAGUGGUCAGCAACAUCACCAGGCUCAUCGACCUGCCGGGAGCAGAGCUGGCCCAGCUGAUGGGGGAGGAGGACCCCAAGCUGCCUGGUGGCAUUGGCACAACCUCUGGAUUUUUUCGGUCCCUAAUGUCUCUGAAGCGUAAAGAUAAAGGGAUGGUGUUUGGCUCCCCGCUGACCGAGGAGGGCAUCGCCCAGGUCUCGCAGCUCAUCGAAUACCUGCACAAGCAUCUGCGAAUGGAGGGCUUGUUUCGAGUGCCAGGGAACAGUCUCAGGCAGCAGACCCUGAAGGAUGCCCUGAACAGCGGGUCUGAUAUUGACCUGGAAUCGGGGGAGUUUCACUCCAACGAUGUGGCCUCUCUGCUGAAGAUGUUCCUGGGUGAAUUACCAGAGCCCCUGCUGACACACAAGCACUUCCAAGCCCACCUCAAAAUUGCAGGCCUGAUGCAGUUUGAUGACAAGGGGAACAAGACCAGUACACCGGAUAAGGAGCGGCAGAUCGAAGCCCUGCAGCUGCUCUUCCUGAUCCUCCCCCCGCCCAAUCGCAACCUGCUUAAGCUGCUGCUGGACCUGCUCUACCAGACGGCCAAGAAACAGGACAAGAACAAGAUGUCUGCCCACAACCUGGCUCUCAUGUUUGCACCUCACAUCCUGUGGCCCAGAAAUGUGACAGCAAACGACCUGCAGGAGAAUAUCACAAAGCUGAAUGACGGCAUGGCCUUCAUGAUCAAACACUCGCAGAAACUCUUCAAGGCUCCAGCAUACGUUCGAGAAUGUGCCAGGCUGCACUACCUGGGGUCCAGGGCGCACGCUUCAAAGGAUGACCUGGAUUUGCUGACAUCUGCUGGGUCCAAGGAACUCCAGCCCAUGAAGUCUCAGAAGCGGAGCAGGCUGGAUCCUUGCCACCGGGAGGAGACGCAGCAGCGCACGGAGGAGGCGCUGAAGGAGCUUUUCCACCACGUCCACAGCAUGCCAGACUCUGCUAAGAAGAAAAAGCUCAUCCGGCAGUUUCAUAAGCAUCCCGGCACUCUCACUCCUGGGCCCGAUGCACCGACACCCCCGGUACAGAGGCGCACCCGAUCCCGCUCCUUUAGCGGCCUCAUUAAGCGGAGGAUGCUGGGGAACCCGCUGAUCUUGGAAAGGAAAAGCAGGGACUCCACACCAGAAUCCGAGCGAGCCAGCAAAGAGAGCCUCCACCUGUUACAGAGACCUCCUGAAUCUCCAGCAAGUCAUGGGACCCGAGCAAGGCUGAAAUUGUCUGAGGGCAGGAAAGAGGACUCCCGUAAACAUCUGCAGGCCCUUGUGCCUUCCACCAAGGAGUCGUCCAUCUGAGCAGCCAGGCACCAGCCCUUGUGUGCAGCAGAAGUCUGGACGUGUAAGCUGUGACUAAUGCCUGCUGCAUCUCAAGCUGUGAGAGGACUCAGUGCCGCAGCCUCCGGCGAUCCCUCUAAUCCAGCUCACCAGUGCUUGGCUUGCAACGGGGCCUGCUGCAAGAACAAUGAGGACGCUGACUUCUCUAUGUUAAUAUGGGCAAACCACUAUCUAACCAAGCACCUGCAGGGUGUGUCUGAGGAAGGGCUGGAGAGCCCGUUGGAAGAAGGCAGGAGCUUUGUAUUCACUGGUUUUGUUCAGAGCUCCGGGUUCUCACUCUCUGAGCUUUUAACACGUUUGUCUUGUUUUUACGCCCUGCCUCCCAUCAACAACCAGAGCGGUCAGCCGCAGCCAGGCAGCUAACUGUCUUACUAACUCUUGGGCAGUAGUCUCUCCGUGCGGGUAUCCAUGGAGGUCAGAGGAUGGCUGCAGCACCUCAAAUCCCCAACCCCAGGGGUCAUUUCUGCAUUCCUGACAGGCUGCGUGCCUGGCUAGGCUAUGGCAGCUGCAGGGACCGGGGGGAAUGGCAGCGGUAUAAGGGGAAUUGCGGGGUGACAUCUUAAUGUCUAAUGGCAAAGAAGCAGAUUCCAGAAUAAACUCUCAUCAUCUUGAUGUUAACAGAGCCCCUUAGCCACAGUCCCUGCUACUUAAAGGGUAGUCUGUAGAAAGCACCCAGUGAAACCAGCCCAGGGAACAGACUGUGUGGUCUUUAACUAAAGGUCAGACAUAAUUAUAGAGGGAACCUUGAGGAUACUUCAGAGUGCUUGUUUACGCAAGGGCUGUGUCUCCUGCCGGGAGGUGCUGGAAGGCAGGUUCCUCUGCGUCUGGAGUGGAUUGUGUUUCCAUGUACCUGUCACCUCCCUGCACCCUGCUUCCUCUCCCAUCACGCUGAUUGCCAAGCCUGGAAGGGCUGUCUCCUUUCUAAUCAGCCGCCGACUGCCUGGCACAUUCAGCAUUGCCGCAGCACCGUGCUGGUCACCUCCCAGUUGUUUCCGUGGUCGAGGUGUCUGGAGGACAAGGAGGGGGUAGCUAAUGGCUUUUCACAGUCUCUAUCUAGGGGGUGCUGAGCCAGGCAGAAUCUCUUGAAUGGGAAAGGAGGUGGGAGGGGGAGGCAGACAGGUUGUCUGGAGCUAACAUGGUGAUGUGACCUCCCAUCGUUCAGAAGCAGGUGUCCACGGCAGCCAGGCAGAGUCCUCGUGGGAGCAGUGCAGGGGCGAGGGUGUUGCUUGGUGGGUGCUGGAAGCUACCGGCAGCUUUCCAAGUGAUGGCUGGAGAUAGGUUUGCCAGGCCCAGUGCCCUAGGGUACGUACCUCCCUCUGUCAGUGGUACCGAAGAUGGCCUGCGGGCUGUGUAUUGUAACCAGUAUGCUGAUCACAUACACCUUUAAGAUCGGCAGGGACUGCAGACUGCCUGAACAAUCAGUUAGCAAGCUGUCACCCGAGGUGCGGGAGAAGACUGGAUCUUGGCUCAGAGCUGCAGAAAUGGGAUGAAAUCACCUAGACCCAGAAUAAGCCCCCAUGGCAGCUGGUCACCGGCAGCUGUCUGGUUCAUUAAGCUGAAGUACUCUGCUAAGCCAAUACCUCAGCCACAUGUCUGUGUGAGCACUCUGGUGUAUGGCGAUACACAAGAUCACCACUGUGAAGUAAAGGGUUAAUCAGUAGGGGAGCCGGCUAAACCCUUCUGAGCCCUCCUAGAUGGAGCAAGUAAUCACUGAAAUCCAAUUACAAUUGUCUCCUAACCUGCCGGGGCCAGCAGGGUAGAGCUCCAUCCAUGGCAGAUUCUCCAUGUCUGAGGAUUGGUGACAUCAGGUGUGAACAGAGACCGAGCAGUGAGGUGAGCCCAGCUCUAGGCAAGGGGCAGAGCUGUGCAUGCAGGUCCCUGGCCCCAAGUUCUGCCCUGUUGGUCCAGUGUCAGAGAAGCAGCGUGGCCAGUGGGCAGGGCACGGCUAGUGGAGGUAGGGGCCUGAGCUAGGAUUCUGUUCCUGGUGCUGCCACGCAGCGGGCAUGCGACUUGCCCAGGACACCCCACACAGUGGCAGAGGUGGGUAUGGCCAGACUCCCAGUCCCCCCUUUGGAUCCCUAAAUGCCACCAACAGAGAGUCAGUUGGAGGUACUGGAUUUGUGUGUUAGUUUAAAAUAACUCCCCCCCUCCAAGCCCCCCCUUUAAUGGAGCCGUGAGUCACUUUCUUCAUAAAGGUUCCAAACUGCUUCACGUUCACAGACAGCUGUGAGGAAAGGUGGGUUUUUAGCUCCCCUUCAAAUGCCCCCGAAGCGGCGCCAUGCAGGGGGCUCUGUCUGGCAUACAGAGUGGAGCAGCAUCUCCUUCCCUGGCUCAAGGACAUGCUGUGUCGUGCUGAGCCUCGUUUUCUAGCUAGGAGAGGUUGGUCUCUGUCCUUCCCAGCUGAACAGUAUCAGCCCUGCAUUCUGCAUGGCUCACAAACCCCCCACCCUCUGGCUGCGGUUGGGUGUGGUGCCCAAGUGAGGGGGCUUGUAGGUCCCAGGGGAAGGAUGAGUCCCGUGCCUGCCCUCAUUUCUAAUCAACAAGGUGCUCCUUGAAUACUGUGGGUCCCAGAUUGCUCCUCCAUUGGCUCCUUCGUGUUCUGGGACUCCAUGGCCCGCCCCUCCCUGAGACAGCUGAGGUAUGGCCUUGGGGCUCCUGACAGUUUGGGCACUUGCCAGGUAACCGUUUGGGAUCCCGAUUGGCCUGGCUCAGUUCCACCAGGUCUGGAGCCAGGCUGGAGAGUCUGGAGCCCUGUCCUGGUCCUGUUCCAGUCUGCUUCUCUCUGCGUCUCGUGGUGCGUCUCUGGACAUUGCCAGCCCAGCUGCAGAGCCCACAGGAGCUGCAAGAAACCACUGGGUGCCAACUCAUCACUUAUGGGCACAGGGGCUGUAGUAGCUACGGAGCACCCCUAGCCUGGGCUGUGCCCGGAGCCCCAUCUGCUAGGAGCGGCACUGCUGUUGAUGUGGCCCUAGCGAGCCUGGCCCUGGAGCCGGGGCAUUCAGUGUCGUUUUUAAUCUUUGUCCUUAUUUAUAUGUGCAAUGUCUGACUGUCUGUCUUAACGGGGAGUUCCCAUAUUAAAGGCUUGUUAGCGCUCUA
Chelonia mydas (Green sea turtle) is the source of this 4811-nucleotide messenger RNA. RefSeq names its product Rho GTPase activating protein 19 (gene ARHGAP19). NCBI's taxonomy places the organism in Eukaryota, Metazoa, Chordata, Testudines, Cheloniidae. The transcript has 12 exons. Gene Ontology annotation, molecular function: GTPase activator activity. Gene Ontology annotation, biological process: signal transduction; regulation of small GTPase mediated signal transduction. The record is from RefSeq and is a predicted model, not a curated record. Bases 198 to 1676 code for a protein of 492 amino acids. Gene Ontology annotation, cellular component: cytoplasm.